AAGCUCAGAUCGCAUGUUAACUGAAGAACACCUCUGCCCUGAUGCUGCCAUGGGCCUGCAGUAAACAGUGGAGAACAAUUAACCAGUCACCUGAGUACUGUCAUGGCUGAGAGGGCCAGUCAGACUGACCAUGAAGAAGAGAAGCUGGGUCAAGAUCUAAACACUCCUGGUGAUCAACGUGGAGACACUGCCACUGUUGGGGAAACCACAGAUGUAGAUUCUAUUGACGAUCAGCAGCGUCCAACCCAACCUGAAGAAGAGUCUGAGUGUCCAGGCUGCCAGUCGCUGGGCAUAAUGACGCUGCCUUGUGGACACAAACUGUGUCCCAAAUGUAUUGAGAUGAGCAAGGGGGAGCUGGGCCAGGUGGGCUGCACCAUCUGCUAUGGCUCACAAUUGAUGGACUCGGUCCUGCACACUUUGCUGGAAGCCCUUUUCCACGGCCAGCCCAGGAGACCUGGGGUCACACGUGGAGCUCUAGAGGAGAGUGUCAGGGCAGCAGAGGAUGGAGGGAAAGCUGUGGGUGGAUAUGGUGUUGAGGAGAAGGAAGAGCUGUGUGUGGAGCAUGGGGAAAUGCUCAGUGUGUUCUGUUUGGAAGAGGGGCAGCCACUGUGUCAGCAGUGCCGUGCAGACGAGCAUGAAGAGCACCAGUGCUGCUCCAUACAGGAGGCUGUCCUCGACUGCAAGAGAGAGCUGCGAUCUGCAAUCAGAAGUCUUAAGGAGCAGUUAGACAGUUUCACCUCAAUCAGACAAACCUGGGAGGAUUCUGCUGCUCACAUCAAGAGCCAAUCAGUACAAACAGCCCAGGUGCUGAGGGAGGAGUUUGAGAAGAUGCACCAGUUGCUCCGUGAUGAGGAAGCGUCUCUAAUGUCACAGCUGAAACAGGAAGAGGAGGAGAAGAGUCAGAGAAUGAAAGAAAAGAUUGACAGGAUCAACAAUGACAUACGGGUGCUGACCAACAGUAUCAGAGAGACAGAAGAGGCCAUGGGCUUUGAUGACUUCCUCUUUCUAAAAAACUACAAGAGGUCUUCUGAAAGGGCUCAGUGCAGAGUAGAGGAGCCUGAAUAUGAAUACGGAGCCCUACUUGAUGUGGCCAAACACCAAAGCUGCGUGCAGCACCAAGUCUGGGAGAAGAUGCUGAGGGCCAUCCAGUACUUUCCAGUGACCAUGGACCCUAACACAGGCUCAGCAUGUUUAGGUGUGUCUCCUGACCUGUCCAGUGUGUUUGUGUGUGAAGAGCAGUCUCUUCCAGAAAACCCAGAGAGGUUUGUGAGCCCACAGAGCAUCCUGGGCUCAGAGGGCUUCAGCUCAGGAAGGCACAGCUGGGAGGUGGAGGUGGGAGAUAACAGCCACUGGUCUCUCGGUGUGGCCAGUGAGUCAGUCCACAGAAAGGACUGGUCCAACUCUGAUCUAAAUCCCAGUCCUGCCUUAGACUCUGACGUAGACCCUGGUGGUGGCCUGUGGACUGUGUCCCUGUCUUCUGGGGAGUUCUGGGCCUCACCUGGCCACAGCACACCCCUAAAAUUGAGACGAAAGCCAACCAGAGUCAGGAUUCAGCUGGACUGGGAGAGGGGGUGUCUGACUUUCUCUGAUGCUAAUGAUAACGCUCUGAUCUAUCGCUUUAAAAAGCAAUGGAGUGGCAGCCUCAGGCCGUAUUUCUCCACGACGUGCUCUAAACACCCACUGAAAAUCACAGCAGGGAGAGUGACUGUUAACAUAGAAUAGCAUCAUACUGGUAUUAUAGGAAAGGAACAGCAUGUCUUUAGGAGAAAAAAGCGAAAUUCAUAUCUGUGUACCCUGCUUAAGGAUUGGCUUUAUUAACAUAACUUAGCCUGAAAACUUGAGUAGGUUGGACAUUUCUGUAGCUUAGUCAAGUCAAAAUUCGGAAAGUCUUACUUCAAGCUACACUAUAUUGCCAAAAGUAUUCAUUCACCCAUCCGAAAAACUGAAUUCAAUUCCAUGGCCACAGGUGUAUAAAAUCAAGCAAGUAGCUACUAAAUAUUCCACAGUCAAUUGUCAGUGGUAUUAUAGCAAAGUGGAAGCAAUUAAUAAAGACAGCAACUCAACCAAGAAGUGGUAGGUCACGUAAAAUGACAGAGCGGGGUCAGCGGAAGAUGAGUCACAGAGUGCACAGAGGUUGCCAACUUUCUGCAGAGUCAAUCACUACAGACCUCUAAACUUCAUGUGGCCUUCAGAUUAGCUCAAGAACAGUGCGUAGAGAGCUUCAUGGAAUGGGUUUCCAUGGACGAACAACUGCAUCCAAGCCAUACAUCACCAAGUGCAAUGCAAAGCGUCAGGUGCAGUGGUGUAAAGCACGCCACCACUGGACCCUAGAGCAGUGAAGACGCGUUGCCAGGAGAACGGUACUUGUCUGACUGCAUUGUGCCAAGUGUGAAGUUUGAUGGAGCAGGGGAUUAUGGUGUGGGGUUGUUUUUCAGGAGCUGGGCUUGGCCCUUUUGUUCCAGUGAAAGGAACUCUAAAUGCUU
This is a messenger RNA of Scatophagus argus, 2483 nucleotides long. Its product is annotated as E3 ubiquitin-protein ligase TRIM35. The transcript is spliced from 6 exons. Lineage: Eukaryota; Metazoa; Chordata; Actinopteri; Scatophagidae. The record is from RefSeq and is a predicted model, not a curated record. The coding region runs from base 103 to 1722 and encodes 539 amino acids. Gene Ontology annotation, molecular function: zinc ion binding; protein binding.